CUUUUCAUGAUGCUGAGGUAUUUUUCAUGAAGUGGGAGGUCCUCGAGGUCGAAACUAGAGAUGUUCUUUUCUUUCACUUGAUGAUGAUGAUAGUGCUGAAUGGACUGAUUUGAUGCUUUCGGGGAUAAGCUCCCGAGCGCAACUGUCACUGUCACCACCUGACCAGCCCUGCUUGUUUCUGCCUUCAAUCCGGCUUUUUAGACCACCUCUUUUUCCUCCUCUUCUCCUCUUGAUUCCCCUGGUUCUUUUCUUCUUCUUCUUCUUCUUCUUCUUCUUCUUCUUCUCUUUAUCCCGGUCGGGAUUAUCAUUUCUUCCCCUCUAUAUAAUUAUCACUUUUAUUCAUUCUUUUUCUCCCUUCUUCCCCCCCUUGGUUCCUCUUUCACCGCCCCCCAUCUACUCGCCUGCACGGGCUCUGCUGCUUGUUGUCGUCAUCGCUACUGGCCGCUCGCUUCCCCCGCCGUGAUGGAUUUCCAUCUGGUGCCUCGAGGGGAAGACCGUAAUUAUACCGGGUUCCUCACCAAAACCAUUGUUUAUACGGCCUCGUUGAUUGUAUUCCUGGCCUCUUUCGGUCUCACCGUCGCCUCCAUCGUCGUUCCGAAAUGGGUCACCUAUACGGAUGAUAAAGAUCCCCAAUGGCGUUACACCUACGGCCUCCACCGUCGCUGCUCCCAUGUAACCGGUCAAUGCGAGACUUUUCCCCAGAAUGAUGAAUGCCACGGUGACAACCGCUACUUCUGCUCCAUGUGGCGCUCCGUCGGGUUUCUGAUGUCGUUCGCCAUCGUGUUGGAGGGAAUGACCGUGGUCGCGUAUUUGAUUGUCUUGUCUGGGGGGAAGCGUCUGCGCGAGUCGGGGUGGAAGAUUGUCAGUUUGUUGAUUAUUCUGUCGGCGGCGGUGCAGGCAGCUAGCAUGUCGCUUGUGGCAUAUCUCGUCGAUAAUGAAGACCGGUUUGCCAAUGGAUGGGUAUUGAAUGAGUCGUGGAUCUUCUGCACCGUGAGUUGGUGUGUGAGUCUGUUUGUCGCCGGGGUGUUGAUCCUGGCGGGUACUACGCUGCCGUCGGAGGGUGGCUAUGAGUUGAUCCCGGAUCAGAUCAACUGAUUGAGCUUGCGCCCAUGGAAGUAAAAAGAUGGAUGCAACAACAUAAUGAGGGAUAUGAUUUGAUUGGUAAUGAGUGGCGUUGGUGGAUGUGAUUGCAGUAUGCUUUUCAGCCUGAUGUUAUUGUUAUUGGUAUUUGAAAACGGUGUAGUUAGCUGGUAUAGUUAACGUGAUAUAAUCAAGAGAUUAUGAUGAU
Messenger RNA from Aspergillus neoniger CBS 115656, 1288 nucleotides. RefSeq lists its product as uncharacterized. The record is from RefSeq and is a predicted model, not a curated record. NCBI's taxonomy places the organism in Eukaryota, Fungi, Ascomycota, Eurotiomycetes, Eurotiales, Aspergillaceae. Bases 463 to 1095 code for a protein of 210 amino acids. The transcript is spliced from 4 exons.